Molecule: messenger RNA, 941 nt
Organism: Mangifera indica (mango)
Lineage: Eukaryota; Viridiplantae; Streptophyta; Magnoliopsida; Sapindales; Anacardiaceae
Product: ethylene-responsive transcription factor 1B-like
Exons: 1
Coding region: 94-756 (220 amino acids)
Biological process (GO): ethylene-activated signaling pathway; regulation of DNA-templated transcription
Molecular function (GO): DNA binding; DNA-binding transcription factor activity
Source: RefSeq, a predicted model, not a curated record
UGUGCUUAAUUUUGGCACACUGAAAAACAUGCACUACUGAAGAAAACAGAGUGUAGAAACAGAGAAAGUCACAAAAUUCUCCAUCAAAUUUCGAUGGAUUCAUUCGUCUUUUACUCCCCAAAUUCAAUUUCAUCGCCGGAAUCCUCUUUUGGCUCACCGGAGACUCUCUCUCAAAGCUUUUCUGUCAAUAACAGCUCUCUUCCUUUCAAUGAAAACGACUCAGAAGAAAUGCUUCUUUACGGAUUAAUAGCCGAGGCAACACAAGAAGCCACAUCUGUCAACAGAGUGAAGGAAGAAGAGAUGAGUUGGGGGAUUGAAGAGAAUCGGAGUAAAGAAAAAUCUUACAGAGGAGUUAGGAGGAGGCCAUGGGGGAAGUUUGCUGCAGAAAUAAGGGAUUCAACUAGACAUGGGAUAAGGGUUUGGUUAGGCACAUUCGAUAGCGCAGAAGCAGCUGCUUUGGCUUACGAUCAAGCCGCUUUUUCAAUGAGGGGUUCAUCGGCGAUACUCAAUUUUCCGGUGGAAAGGGUUGAGGAAUCUCUAAGAGAGAUGAAGUGCAGUUUGGAGGACGGGUGUUCACCGGUGGUGGCACUCAAGAGAAAACACUCUAUGAGGAAGAAAAUGAUAAACAAAAAGAAGAAAGAGAGAGAAGUGAGGAUUGAAAAUGUGGUGGUGUUGGAAGAUUUAGGAACUGAUUAUUUGGAAGAGCUGCUAACUUCAUCGGAUCAAAACACAGAACUGCCAGUUUCAAAGACAUAAUUUAUCCUUUUUUUUUUUUUUUAAUCUUUCUUUUGUUUCAUAUAUGUUUCUUAUUUUGUUUUUUUAGGAGAUUUAGAAUUUUGUAAUAUUGAAUCCCAAAACCUUCCCUUUUUCGGAGGCAUCGGGGUAACUGUGUAUCUAAAUAAUGUCUGUUCUAUACAUUUAUGUGGUGGGCUGGAUUACAA